AUGACGGCGCCAAACGACCAAUUCUACAUCCGUUACUACUCCGGGCACAUGGGCCGGUUUGGCCACGAGUUUUUAGAAUUCGACUUUCGUGUCGUCGGAGAUGGGCGCAGCGCGGUCGCUAGAUAUGCAAACAACUCAAACUACAGAAACGACAGCCUGAUUCGGAAAGAAAUGUGCGUGAGCUCUGCAGUCAUCGAAGAGAUCAAGCGGAUCGUGAAGCAGAGCGAAAUCAUAAAGGAAGACGACUCCAAGUGGCCGCAAAAGAACAAGGACGGCCGACAGGAGCUGGAAAUCCGGCUAGGAAGCGACCAUAUUUCAUUCGAGACGGCCAAGAUUGGAUCAUUGGUCGACGUGACCGAAUCAGCAGACCCCGAAGGCCUCCGAGUCUUUUACUACCUGGUGCAAGACCUGAAAGCGCUCGUCUUCAGUCUGAUAGCGCUCCAUUUCAAGGUCAAGCCGAUCUGA
This is a messenger RNA of Trichoderma atroviride IMI 206040, 465 nucleotides long. RefSeq lists its product as uncharacterized. Gene Ontology annotation, biological process: RNA splicing. Gene Ontology annotation, cellular component: nucleus; exon-exon junction complex. The record is from RefSeq and is a predicted model, not a curated record. Lineage: Eukaryota; Fungi; Ascomycota; Sordariomycetes; Hypocreales; Hypocreaceae.